AUGACUGAAAACUCAUCAUCUAAGAGUGAGUUAAAGAAGUUAUCCGAGGAGAGUCUCACGCGGCAACCUGAAGAGGUGUUUGAUAUCAUUUGUAAGCUUGGAGAAGGUUCCUAUGGAAGUGUCUAUAAGGCCUUACACAAGGAGAGUGAGCAAGUCCUGGCGAUCAAGCAGGUGCCAGUCGACACGGACCUGCAGGAGAUCAUAAAGGAGAUCUCGAUUAUGCAGCAGUGCGACAGCCCCUACGUAGUUAAAUAUUAUGGCAGUUAUUUUAAGAACACAGACUUAUGGAUUGUUAUGGAGUACUGCGGAGCGGGUUCCGUAUCAGACAUAAUGAGGUUGAGAAAGAAGACUCUAUCGGAGGACGAAAUAGCGACAAUUCUAUGCGAUACGUUGAAGGGUUUGGAGUAUUUGCACAGGCGGAGAAAGAUUCACAGAGACAUAAAGGCGGGGAAUAUACUUCUCAACAUGGAGGGACAUGCAAAGCUCGCUGACUUUGGUGUGGCUGGACAGUUGACGGAUACAAUGGCGAAACGGAAUACGGUUAUAGGCACACCGUUCUGGAUGGCGCCUGAAGUGAUACAAGAGAUUGGGUACGACUGCGUUGCGGAUAUCUGGUCUCUAGGAAUCACGGCGUUGGAGAUGGCUGAAGGGAAGCCGCCAUAUGGAGACAUUCACCCCAUGAGAGCGAUAUUCAUGAUACCCACCAAGCCACCGCCUUCUUUCAGAGAGCCUGAUCAAUGGUCUUCUGAGUUCAUAGAUUUUGUUAGUCAGUGCCUUGUUAAGAAUCCCGAAGAGAGAGCGACCGCUGAAUAUUUAUUGACGCAUGAGUUUAUAGGUAACGCAAAGCAGCCGCAUAUCUUGAGUCAAAUGAUAGCGGAAGCUGGUGAAAUCCGCGAGAGUCAAGCGUACAGGAACGCCAUGAAUGCCAGCAAUGCGAAAGCGUUUGCCGCUGGCGGAGGCUGUCAAGUUGGCAACGAUUCAUACAAUUCGGACACAAUGAAACAAGCGAGUGGUACCUUGGUCCCGGCGCGAGAUGGCUCCGGCGAGCUCGCGGCAGGUCUAGCUACUAUGGUCAUUAAUGAACAAGAUCUUGCUACUAUGAAACGCCACGACACAGACCCAAUGGACACGAACAAACCGAAAUAUCGGCCAUUGUUCCUAGAGCAUUUCGAGAAGAAGGAAGUGAAUCAUCUUAACAUUGGUACUACAGCGAACGGGACACUCACUUCACACUUGAGAAUGCCUGACAGCGAUCCUAUAAGUACACAAGUAGCUGAGGUAUGCGGUGCGGCAAGUGUGGGCGCGCUGAUCGAAUCUGGCAACUUCGAAUUCCUAUCAUACCUGUCGGAAUGCGAGCUGGAGGCGCUCCAAGCACGGCUGGACGUGGAGAUGGAGGCCGAAAUCGAGCGGCUGCAUGCGCUCUACGAGCGCAAGCGACGCCCAAUCCUAGAUGCUAUCUCGCUCAAACGCAAGCGCCAGCAGAACUUCUAG
Messenger RNA from Leptosia nina, 1491 nucleotides. Lineage: Eukaryota; Metazoa; Arthropoda; Insecta; Lepidoptera; Pieridae. The record is from the annotation of a GenBank genome assembly.